Messenger RNA from Oncorhynchus mykiss (rainbow trout), 4384 nucleotides. Its product is annotated as copine-5. Gene Ontology annotation, molecular function: calcium-dependent phospholipid binding. Lineage: Eukaryota; Metazoa; Chordata; Actinopteri; Salmoniformes; Salmonidae. Gene Ontology annotation, biological process: cellular response to calcium ion. The record is from RefSeq and is a predicted model, not a curated record. Gene Ontology annotation, cellular component: plasma membrane.
GGGAGGGAGGAUGGGAAAUGGAGGGAGGUGGAGGAGAGAGUAGUAGUGUAGUGUAGAAACCGCGUUCUCUCUCUUCAGUCUCCGGUUCGCUCAGUCUGCUCAUCAGCCGAUGGAGUAGAGCUCCUCUUGACACGCAGAGAGCAGGUCACCAGGUUACUCCCCUAUGAUGCGCUGCCUGCUGUUACCGUGAGCGUUGCGGUAUCAGCUGUAGCUAGCGUGGCAGAACGUGUUCUCGCGACCCACCGGGAGUUUUGGAAACGACACAAUCACCACCCAACACGCGUUCGACCGGGGCCAGGCUGUGCGAGUCACGGAUCGCUCCCGAGCCGCCCCGCGCGCUCGCCCUCGCGCUUGCCCCUAUGGAGGGGGACGUGAUGGACAAGCUGGAGGACAUGGCCUCGGUGUACGAGUUCGACCCGAUCACCGGGAACAUCCCCGCCACUAAAGUAGAGAUCACCGUCUCCUGCAGGAAUCUUCUAGAUAAAGACACAUUCUCCAAAUCUGACCCAUUGUGUGUGCUCUAUACCCAAGGAGUGGAGACCAAGCAGUGGAGAGAGUUUGGUAGAACAGAGGUGAUUGACAACACUCUAAACCCAGACUUUGUCAGGAAGUACAUCCUGGACUAUUUCUUUGAGGAGAAGCAGAAUCUACGCUUUGACUUGUAUGACGUGGACUCUAAAAGCCCAGACCUCUCCAAACACGACUUCUUGGGUCAGGUGUUCUGUACUCUGGGGGAGAUCGUGGGGUCACCUGCCAGUCGACUGGAGAAACCACUGGGCGGUAUAGCUGGGAAGAAAUGUGGCACCAUCAUUCUGUCUGUAGAGGAGCUGGGUAACUGCAGAGACAGCGCGACAAUGCAGUUCUGUGCCAACAAACUGGACAAGAAGGACUUCUUUGGCAAGUCAGAUCCAUUCAUAGUGUUCUACAGGAGUAACGAGGAUGGAACGUUUACUAUCUGCCAUAAAACUGAGGUUGUGAAGAACACGUUGAACCCAGUGUGGCAGUCAUUCACCAUUCCAGUCAGAGCGCUCUGCAAUGGGGACUUUGACAGGACGAUCAAGGUGGAGGUGUACGACUGGGACCGCGAUGGCAGCCAUGACUUCAUAGGGGAGUUCACCACUAGUUACCGGGAGCUAGCUCGAGGCCAGAGCCAGUUCAACGUCUAUGAGGUGGUGAAUAUCAAAAAGAAACUGAAGAAAAAGAAAUAUGUGAAUUCAGGAACGGUGACCCUCCUCUCCUUCUCUGUGGAAUCAGAGUGCACAUUCCUGGACUACAUCAAGGGAGGGACCCAAAUAAAUUUCACUGUGGCCAUUGAUUUCACCGCGUCUAAUGGUAAUCCGUCCCAGUCCACCUCUCUCCACUACAUGAACCCGUACCAGAUGAAUGCCUACGCCAUGGCCCUGAAGGCUGUAGGGGAGAUCAUCCAGGACUAUGACAGUGAUAAGAUGUUCCCUGCUCUGGGGUUCGGAGCCAAGCUGCCCCCUGAUGGACAGGUCUCACACGAGUUCCCUCUGAACGGUAACAUAGAGAACCCUUACUGUAAUGGUAUAGACGGCAUCCUGGAGGCCUACCACGAGAGUCUGAAGACUGUUCAGCUCUACGGACCAACCAACUUCGCCCCUGUAGUCAACCAUGUGGCCAGGUAUGCUGCAGCGGUUCAGGACGGGUCCCAGUACUUCAUCCUCCUCAUCAUUACAGAUGGUGUCAUAUCAGACAUGGCUCAGACCAAGGAGGCCAUCGUCAACGGGGCUAAACUGCCCAUGUCCAUCAUCAUCGUUGGAGUGGGACAGGCUGAGUUUGACGCCAUGGUGGAGUUGGAUGGUGAUGACAUCAGAAUCUCUUCCAGAGGGAAGCUGGCAGAGAGAGACAUUGUCCAGUUUGUCCCAUUCAGAGACUACAUGGAUCGUACAGGGAACCAUGUCCUCAGUAUGGCCCGGCUAGCCAAGGAUGUCCUGGCUGAGAUCCCUGAUCAGUUCAUCUCUUAUAUGAAGAGUCGGGGCAUCAAACCCAACCCUGCACCGCCCCCCUACACACCCUCUGGACACACACACCACACACAGAUCUGACCACCUCACACACACACCUUUACACUGAGUACUGAUGAGAGAGACACCAUCAAAGAUUUGCAACCCCUAGGAAUCAUAGGAGGGGAACUCUCUGUCUACUUCCAGAUUGGAACAUCGAGACAGGAAGUGACGUAAGAGGAAGCUAUUAAAGCUACAGGUGUUUGUGUCAGAACUCUCCCGGACAGGUAACUCUCUGGACUGGGGAAGACAACAGUGUUUCUGUUCAUUGUGGUUCUAUCUAUUCUGUUUGUCUCUCUGGAUGAAAAGAGAGAUCACCAUGGAGAGAUUAUAUGUUGCUGUGCCAUACAAGGACUAUGGUGAUCGAUGACUUGUCUUUUUAUCAACAUACAUGGGCCUGUGACUGUUUUCUCUUGUAUUGUUUAAGAGCAGGUGUGAUCGAGGGAUCAUGUUGUGGUUGAAACUUGUGCCUGUCUGUAGAGGGGUCAUUUAUCCGGCCAAGUGGAAGCCUUGUGUGAACACUGACAUCUCACCUUCGACCUUUGAUCUUGCAUGUGAUUGGUGUAUUGGAGCGCGUGUGUUAAGGUGGUGAUGUUUUUAGAAACCUUUCCAUCAGUUUACUAGUUUGUUUUAGGCCUCAGACAUGUCUACAUAUUGAUCUGUAACGUCAUCAUUCUAGUUUGUUUUAGGCCUCAGAUAUGUCUACAUAUUGAUCUGUAACGUCAUCAUUCUAGUUUGUUUUAGGCCUCAGACAUGUCCACAUAUUGAUCUGUAACGUCAUCAUUCUAGUUUGUUUUGGCCCUCAGACAUGUCUACAUAUUGAUCUGUAACGUCAUCAUUCUAGUUUGUUUUAGGCCUCAGACAUGUCCACAUAUUGAUCUGUAACGUCAUCAUUCUAGUUUGUUUUGGGCCUCAGACAUGUCCACAUAUUGAUCUGUAACGUCAUCAUUCUAGUUUGUUUUAGGCCUCAGACAUGUCUACAUAUUGAUCUGUAGCUUCAUCAUUCUAGUUUGUUUUAGGCCCUCAGAUAUGUCUACAUAUUGAUCUGUAACGUCAUCAUUCUAGUUUGUUUUAGGCCUCAGACAUGUCCACAUAUUGAUCUGUAGCUUCAUCAUUCUAGUUUGUUUUAGGCCUCAGACAUGUCUACAUAUUGAUCUGUAGCGUCAUCAUUCUAGUUUGUUUUAGGCCUCAGAUAUGUCUACAUAUUGAUCUGUAACGUCAUCAUUCUAGUUUGUUUUAGGCCUCAGACAUGUCCACAUAUUGAUCUGUAACGUCAUCAUUCUAGUUUGUUUUGGGCCUCAGAUAUGUCCACAUAUUGAUCUGUAACGUCAUCAUUCUAGUUUGUUUUAGGCCUCAGACAUGUCUACAUAUUGAUCUGUAACGUCAUCAUUCUAGUUUGUUUUAGGCCUCAGACAUGUCCACAUAUUGAUCUGUAGCUUCAUCAUUCUAGUUUGUUUUAGGCCUCAGACAUGUCUACAUAUUGAUCUGUAGCGUCAUCAUUCUAGUUUGUUUUAGGCCUCAGAUAUGUCUACAUAUUGAUCUGUAACGUCAUCAUUCUAGUUUGUUUUAGGCCUCAGACAUGUCUACAUAUUGAUCUGUAACGUCAUCAUUCUAGUUUGUUUUAGGCCUCAGACAUGUCCACAUAUUGAUCUGUAACGUCAUCAUUCUAGUUUGUUUUGGGCCUCAGAUAUGUCCACAUAUUGAUCUGUAACGUCAUCAUUCUAGUUUGUUUUAGGCCUCAGACAUGUCUACAUAUUGAUCUGUAACGUCAUCAUUCUAGUUUGUUUUAGGCCUCAGACAUGUCUACAUAUUGAUCUGUAACGUCAUCAUUCUAGUUUGUUUUAGGCCUCAGAUAUGUCCACAUAUUGAUCUGUAGCUUCAUCAUUCAAGGUGAAAAAAAAGAAAAGUAUUUGUAAUUUUUUGUUUCAUUGCUUCACUAAGUUUUUGGUACUCCCAUAAGUUAUUGAUUCUUCUCUUGCCUUUCAAAGCAUGUUUGUGUAGGAUGAAAUUUCCCUGUAUGCCUGUAUUUAUAAUGUAUCAAAGUGGCAUGGAUAUAUAAGGAGUUAUAAUGAAUUUGUAUUUGUUUAGUUAUUUUAUCAUUUCUAGGUACCUUCCCAGUUUAGAUUUCUUUACAACACACAGUUAGUUAGUUAGUUAGCAAUACGAUUAAGCACAAGGGCCAGAUACUUCAACCACCACAGCAAUGGGUAGAACCUGUCUGUGACAUCAUCAUAACUGUGACAUACAUAGCCACACCUGUAACAUACAUCAUCAUAAAUAUUGGUUUUGAUAGUUGACCAGGUCAUAUUUGGGAUCAGUCAAAGAUAUUUAAAAUAUACAAAUUAUUACGCAAUUCAAAA